Messenger RNA from Esox lucius (northern pike), 3235 nucleotides. Its product is annotated as serrate RNA effector molecule homolog. The coding region runs from base 370 to 3039 and encodes 889 amino acids. Gene Ontology annotation, cellular component: nuclear body. NCBI's taxonomy places the organism in Eukaryota, Metazoa, Chordata, Actinopteri, Esociformes, Esocidae. Gene Ontology annotation, molecular function: nucleic acid binding. The transcript is spliced from 20 exons. The record is from RefSeq and is a predicted model, not a curated record. Gene Ontology annotation, biological process: mRNA processing; primary miRNA processing.
GUAUUUCCUAUAGUAACUCUGUAAUGUCAUCCAAAAUCACCGUUUGUUGCGUAAUUUCAAGUUAGUAGAUGUAAACGCUCCGAACUACAUUUCCCCGGCAUGUGUGCUCUUCGUAGCCGGAUGUUAGCUAGCCAACUUCUUUUAGCUAACUUUCCGGAUGCUAGCUAGUUAAAUAGCAAAGGCAACUCAUUUCAUUCUUACGUUUACUCAAGUGUUAGUGUACUCGCUACAGGUGGCAAAGUCUGUACCUGUUGAUUCAGAAACAGAUGUGUACUCGUAUUGGCUUGUUAAUUACUAUUAACGAUAGUUAUUUAUUUGCAUAGCUAGUUAGCCAAUAACGUAGCCUCUGUUUUCUGUUCUGAGUUAGGGAUGGGUGACAGUGAUGAUGAGUUUGACAGGAGGAGGAGGGAUAAGUUCCGUCGGGAGAGGAGUGAUCUGGACCGCUCCAGAGAGAGGGAGGAUCGAAGGAGAGAGGACUGGCCGGAGAGUGUUUGUCUGUACAGGGAGUGGGAUCGAGGUCGUGAGAGGAGGAGAGACUAUGAGCGCGGCCGCAGAGAGAGGUUCUCUCCCCCCAGACACAUCAGCCCCCAGCACAAACGCAUGAGGAGAGACUGGGAUGAUCACCGUGGCGACCCGUACCGGGGAGGUUAUGACCUGCCUUAUGGAGGGGCGGGGCCUCAUUAUGGUGGGGGUCAUCCGGGUCAUCCAGGGGCGUGGGUGCAUCCAGACAUGCCCCCCAUGCACGGUCACCAUGGUCACCCUCUGCAGGGCAGGCUUGGAGGUCUGCCAGACGACCUCCCGCCCCCUGGUCAUGGCCCCCCCACCAUGAGGAGUUUUAAGGAUUUCUUGUUAUCGAUGGACGACAGUGUGGACGAGACCGAAGCAGUCAAAAGAUACAACCAGUAUAAACUGGAUUACCGACGACAGCAGCUGCAAGACUUCUUCCUCCAACACAAAGAUGAGGAGUGGUUUCGUUCGAAGUACCACCCUGAUGAGGUGGGCCUGAGGAAGGUGGAGUCUAAGGCAGCACUGAAGUCCCGAUUGGGUGUCUUCCUUUUUCUGCUGGAUAAUGGUUGGCUGGACAGCUUGUCACUGGACAUGGAACACGCCCCAAGCAUUGUCAAACUCAUGGAUGCUGCGGUGAUUAAGAUGGAGGGUGGGACGGAUCAUGAUCUACAGGUCCUAGAAGCUCCACCCCCAGGGGAGACAGUGGUUGAGAUGGCCCCAGCUGGGGAGGACAAGGAAAAGGCUGCCCCCCUGCCCAAGACUGAGGAAAGUCCAGAAAGUCCAAAAGAGACACCGACACACCCUGACCUCAAGGAAAAGCAGGAUGGCCAAGAGACCAAGCAGAAUGGAGAGAAAGAAGAGGGAGAGGAGGGUGAAGAGAGGGAGGAAGGGGAGGAGGAGGAGAAAACUACGAUGAAGAAGCCAAAAGAGGAUGUCGAGCCUAAGAAAGGCAGAAAGAGGAAACGGAGUGUGUCUGCAGACAGUGAAGAGGGGAGUGGUUCUGACUCUGACUCCUCCCACUCUGACAAACAUGAAGAGGAAGAAGACCGAGAAGAAGAAGAGGAGGAGGGAGAAGAAGGUGGAGAACGUCGUAAAGAGAGGCAGAAGGAGAGGGGGAGGGAACAGGCCCCCCCCCGGCCAAGACCUCUUCAUCUGACCACCUCCCUCUUCAUGAGGAGCCUCGCGCCUUCAAUCUCUAAAGAAGAGAUCACCGCUUUGUGUCGCAGAUACCCCGGCUUCCUGAGGGUGGCGCUGUCGGAUCCCCAGCCUGAACGCAGAUUCUACAGGCGUUGCUGGGUAACGUUUGACCGAAGCGUCAACAUCAAAGAGACCUGCUGGAACCUUCAGAACAUUCGGCUUCGGGACUGUGAACUGGCUCCUGUAGUGAACCGUGACCUGGCCCGACGGGUUCGUAAUGUCAGUGGUCUGACCCAACACCGCCCGGUGCUCCGUAACGACAUCAAGCUCUCUGCCAGACUCAUCCAGGCACUCGAUGAACGGGGAUCGCUAUGGGGGGGGUUGGGCGAAGAUGAAGACGAGGAGGAGGAGGAAGAGGGAGAAAGGCAGUUCCCAGACUCCAACCCCGUCCUUAGGAACAUCACGGAUUACCUUAUCGAGGAGGUCAGCGCAGAAGAGGAGGAGCUUAUGGGCGUCAAUGCUAGCAAUGACCCCAGUGACCCCUCAGACUCCACGCCAGGAGAGGUUACUGUGGAAACGGAUGAAAAGCUGAUUAAGGUACUGGACAGACUCCUGCUCUACUUGCGGCUGGUGCACAGUGUUGACUACUAUAACAGCUGUGAAUAUCCUGCUGAGGACGAGAUGCCUCAUCGCUGUGGACUUAUACACGUUAGAGGGCCUGUUCCACCCAACAGAGUCACACAGAAUGAAGUGUCUGAGUGGCAGCGUGUCGUGGAGGAGCGGUUAGCACCUCUGUUUAGUGUGUGUGAGAGUGUCUCUGAGGAGGAGGCUGUCCGUCUGGGGAAGAAGGACCCAGAGGCAGAGGUGGAGAAAUUUCUGACCGCCAACACCCAGGAGCUGGGCAAGGAUAAGUGGCUUUGUCCACUCAGCGGGAAAAAGUUUAAGGCUCCAGAGUUCGUUCGCAAACACAUCCUUAACAAGCAUGGAGACAAGGUCACACAGGUCCGACAGGAAGUAGAAUUUUUCAACAACUUCCUGUUGGAUGCCAAGAGGCCUGCCCUGCCUGAGGCAAAGCCCCUCCCCCCACCUUCACACACACAGGGUGUGCCACCCGCUGGUAUCCAUGGUUACCCAGGUCAGGCUCCUCAACAAUCUCUCCUGGGAUUCCCCCCCCAGCCGAGACUACCAAUGUCUGGGUUCCCAGGUGGGCCUCCGUACCCUAACCAGUUUGGGGCAGGCCGAGGUAACUAUGACAACUUCCGUGGACAUGGAGGAGGUGGCGGGGGGUACCCUGGGAAGCCUGCUCGCACCCCCGGAAGGGGCGUGCGUGGAGACCCUCGUAGCAUCAUCGAGUACAGAGAUCUGGACGCUCCAGACGAUAUGGAUUUCUUUUAAACAUUUCACCUUUAUCUACUUUUUAGUUGUUUUUUUUUACUCUGUGUUCAUCGUUUUUGUUCCCAUAGUAACAGUUCCCUUCCAGUACCUAACACUGAGGUGGUGUGUAUGUUGAGAGUACUUUGAAAGUGUGUGUGUGUUUUGAAUACCCAUGUGUGUUGAACCCAUCCCGCUCCAAUAAAGAUCUACAUAGGGA